This is a messenger RNA of Cucurbita moschata (crookneck pumpkin), 3675 nucleotides long. RefSeq names its product transcription factor MYB3R-1-like. Gene Ontology annotation, molecular function: RNA polymerase II cis-regulatory region sequence-specific DNA binding; DNA-binding transcription factor activity, RNA polymerase II-specific. The transcript is spliced from 12 exons. The record is from RefSeq and is a predicted model, not a curated record. Bases 411 to 3422 code for a protein of 1003 amino acids. Gene Ontology annotation, biological process: regulation of DNA-templated transcription. Gene Ontology annotation, cellular component: nucleus. Lineage: Eukaryota; Viridiplantae; Streptophyta; Magnoliopsida; Cucurbitales; Cucurbitaceae.
UCAAAAAGCUUUGAUUGACUUUAACCAUAGGGUUUGAAUCUCCCAGUCCGCCCUCUUACGUAUUUGAAUAUGGCUUCGCUUUGAUCUCACUCAUCUUCUCCUUCUCUCUCUCUCUCUCUCUCUCUCGCUCGCUCUCUCGCCUUUUCGUGUUCUCAGUUCUCUCUUGGAUCUGCUCCUUCUCCAGGUAUUUACCGAUUGCAAUGUCCAGGUUUUGAACAUCUUCAUCUUGUUCAUCCGCAUUUCGAUUUUGAAUCGCUUCUGACGAGUUCCAUCGUAUAUGUUCCAUUUCUGCUGUCCAUCGGAUUUUCGAAUGAAAACUAACUGCUGGCUCUUCUUAGUAAGAGUAGAAUGAUUUGGAGGAAAUAUUCUGGAGAGAGUUGUAUGCAGCUUUGUCUGCCUGCCGAGGAACUAUGGAAAGUGAUCCAGCGCUUUGUACUCCUUUAGACGCGCCUGGUGACAGUUGCCAGAAUAUUCGAUCUAUACAUAGCCGAAGAACAAGUGGCCCUACGAGGCGUUCCACUAAAGGUCAAUGGACAGCCGAAGAGGAUGAAAUCCUGCGGAAGGCAGUCCAACGUUUCAAAGGCAAGAACUGGAAGAAAAUAGCGGAAUGCUUCAAGGAUCGAACUGAUGUACAAUGUCUACAUAGGUGGCAGAAGGUUUUGAAUCCAGAACUUGUCAAAGGCCCAUGGUCUAAAGAGGAAGAUGAAAUAAUUGUCGAACUAGUGCAAAAGUAUGGACCUAAGAAGUGGUCCACCAUAGCACAACACUUACCUGGACGUAUUGGCAAGCAAUGUAGGGAAAGGUGGCACAAUCACCUAAAUCCUGCCAUAAACAAGGAGGCAUGGACACAGGAAGAGGAGAUAGCACUUAUUCGUGCUCAUCAAAUAUAUGGAAAUAGAUGGGCAGAGCUGACAAAGUUCUUGCCUGGCAGGACAGACAAUGCCAUAAAGAACCACUGGAACAGUUCUGUGAAAAAAAAAUUGGAUUCUUACUUGGCAUCCGGUUUACUCGAACAGUACCAACCCCUGCAUCGUGCAUUGCAAGUGGGCCUACCCAAGAAUUCAUCUUCAAGAGUGCAGAGCAGUAUAGAUGACAGCAGUCUCAGAGGGACAGAAACAGAGGACAUAUCUGAAGUCAGUCAAACUUCAGCUAUUGUUGCUUGCUCCACUACUGUUCCACGCACAGAAGAGGAAUGCCAGUUGGGUGAAGCUGCUUUUUUAAAAGAGGAACCAAUCUCAACACCACAUUGUCCGGAGCAAUAUAAUUCUUCUUUGGAUAACAUCACUUUUUCGAUUCCUGAAAUGUUCGGUGAAUUGGAUUGCUAUGUGAAACCUCCUGAUCAAAAUUUCUCACAGGAUUGCAGAACUUCUCCAACUGGGGAUAACCGAUAUAAUUUGUACGAGUUACCAAAUAUUUCUUCUCUGGAAUUAGGUCGGGAGUUGUCACAGUCUCAAGCAAUUGGAUCUCAGGAAGUAGAGAAUGUUCCACAUCAAACUUCUGCAGGAUUGAAUGCCUCUACUGACGAGAAUAUGGCUAGGGGUUCAGAUAGAUCAGAACAAAUGCUGAUAUCCGAUUAUGAAUGUUGCAGGGUUCUUUUUUCAGAUGGAAUAAACAAUGAAUCUUUUCCUUCUGAAAAUACACCGGAUGCCUCAAAUAUGGUUGAACUGAGUGGAUAUGCACAUCCUUUGCACUGUCAAUCAUUAAGCAUAGAAAUGCAAGAAAGUCGGAGAAACUUAUCGAUGCAAUCGUAUCAUCAUUCAAGAACUGAUGUUCUGGAUAACUCAAGUUCUCAACCUUUUCUAGCUCCUCUCUUGGUUUCUGCUAAUGAUGAUACUUAUGUAUAUACUAGUGAAGCCAGUCAUUUAUUUGCAACCCUCGAACGAGAGCUUGUAGCUAAUGAACAUGAUGGCUUUAUCUACACCAAUGAAUCCGCGGAAUCUCCCCGUGAGGACGGUACAAAGGAUGCAGACCUCCAAAAGCAGCAGGGUUCAAAUGAUCCAUCAAAGCUGGUUCCUGUAAAUACUUUCAGUUCAGAACCCAAAACUGCACAAAGUUUUCCUUCUUUUAGUGAAAGAGAGAAUACACAAUCAGAUCAACAGGACGUUGGAGCUCUUUGUUACGAGCCUCCUCGGUUUCCAAGCUUGGAUGUUCCAUUCCUCAGCUGUGAUCUUGCUGCACCAUCCACCAGUGAGAUGCAGCAAGAAUAUAGUCCACUCGGUAUCCGUCAACUUAUGAUGUCCUCUAUGAACUGUCUUACUCCAUUUAGGCUAUGGAACUCGCCUUCCCGUGAUGAUAGUCCUGAUGCUGUGCUGAAAAGUGCUGCUAAAACUUUCACUAAUACACCAUCAAUUUUGAAGAAACGCCAUAGGGAAUUCUUUUCACCCCUUUCAGAGAAACAACGUGACAAGAAGCAAGAGAUUGAUAUUGGCAUUAGUAGAACAUCAUACCCGACAAGCAAUUCUAGAGACUCUGAAGAUAAGGAAAAUAUUAUUCCUGUAGAAGAAGGGAGGCAAGAGAAGCAAAGCGAUGGUAGUAAUAUUUUGCUUAGCUGCAGUUUCCAGGAGAACAAAAGGCAAGAACUGGAUAAUGCUGUGAAAACCGAGGGCGUCGACACUGUUGGCCAAACAGUCCAACCGCCUUCACGCAUCCUUGUUGAAUGUGACAUGAAUGAUUCGCUCUUGUAUUCUACGGAUCACGAUGGUGUUAGAGCGGAUACUAACAGGGGUUCAAGUGACGAAAUUUCUGAAAGUCAGUGUAGAACCUCAACAGCUUUACAAGAUCUGGACUUCCCUUCAAAAUUAUCCGACGAUCAGUGCACACGUGCAAACUGUUCUAUUGCCAAUGAAACGAGUCAUGGAAGGUAUCCUCCAACAGCUCCCCCUGAAAUUAUUGGUGAUGAUGCCUCAAAGGAGCCCUCCAUUGAAACCUUAUUCGGUGGAACUCCAUUCAAGAGAAGCAUCGAAUCUCCUUCGGCAUGGAAGUCGCCAUGGUUCAUAAACUCUUUUCUAUUUGGUUCAAGAAUGGACAGUGAUGUAGCAAUGGAGGAAGUUGGAUACUUUAUGAGCCCAGGGGAUAGAAGCUACGAUGCAAUUGGGCUGAUGAAACAGGUAGGUGAGCACACUGCCGCUGCUUGUGCGAAUGCUCAGGAGGUUCUGGGAGAUGAAACGCCACAAUCCUUAUUGAAAGGAGAACGGAGGAAAUAUGGGAACCGGAUCAAGGAGAAGAGUCCAGCAACCAACGCUAGACAAGGGGUCGCCCAUUCCACUUUGGCUCCGGAUAUUUUGAAAGAGCGACGGAUACUUGACUUCAGCGAAUGUGGGACACCUGGCAAGGGAACUGAAAACGGAAAAUCGUCUAGUGCAAGUGCAACUGCGAGAAGCUUCUCAAGUCCCUCUUCUUACCUGUUGAAAGGCUGCAGAUAGUGUAUUUCAAAGUGUUAAAAAAGUUGGAAAUCAGUCUCCUUAAUCUCAGGUUAAUUAUAUUUCGUAAAAUGUAUGUUUAUGAUUUGUUCAAUAUAUCCUUUUAAAUUAUUCCUUUUCGGGAAAAAGAAAAGAAAAACAUAUGGGGAGGGGCAUUAUGCUCGUCGUACCUAAUGUAUUCUAUUCUUUAUUCAAUAGAUAAAAAGAUGUGUUCACUAAUUAUCAGCAAAUGAGUAAAAAAGUUUAACCUCCUAAA